UAUGACAUUGUUUCAUGGGAUUGGACGAGAGUCGGAGUCGACUUUAAGACUAUUGGUUCAUACAUGCCAGCUACAAGAAAGAUCAGCAUCAAUCCAUCCUUAAUCCAGUGGAAUUUGGAAGAUAACUUGAUUCCAUUUUCUAAUUGUUCAACGAUGUGUGAACCUGGACAGAAGAAAGUCCCAAGAGGGAUUUUUCCUUGCUGCUACAACUGUGAAGAUUGUCCCUCUGGAACAUUCCUGAAUCAAAGUGCUUUGGGUCAAAUCCGUUGCUCUGCCAUAUCCAAUGUGCACAGCACAGUUUCUUUAAAGUGGCCUCCAUGUGAAUUAAUCAUAAUUAAAUUUGUUGCAGAUCCCUACAGUUGUGUCGAUUGUCUCUGGCAUCAGUGGUCACCUCCAAGGAGCCAUCACUGCAUGGAACGGGAGCUAAACUAUCUGGAAUGGCAUGCACCUUUCUCUAUAUUUCUAUUGAUGUUGACGAAUGGUGGACUUUUGCUGACCAUUAUCAUAGUAAUCAUCUUUAUACUUAAUUACAACACUCCAGUUGUCAGGUCUGCUGGUGGCAGAAUGUGUUUUCUCAUGCUUGCAUCAAUAAUCUGUAGCUUUUCCUGUGCGUUUUUCUACAUUGACAAACCAAACAAAGCAUCCUGCCAAAUAAGACAGAUGAUUUUCACAGUCAGCUUCAACAUCUGCCUGUCUUGUAUCUUGGUUAGGUCAUUUCAAAUUGUCUGUAUCUUUAAACUGGCUGCCAAGUUGCCCAAGGCCCACGAAUAUUGGGUUAAAUAUAAUGGACAGUACAUAUUCAUCUUUUUAAGCACCUUCAUCCAAAUCAUCAUUUGCACUGUGUGGAUGAUUACAGGCCCACCCAGCACUCAUGGGCAUAUCAUUACGAAAGCAAUUGUCCUGGACUGCAACAUUGGUAACACCAUUGGCUUCUCUCUCAGUUUUCUUUACACUGUUUUUCUAACAGUAGCAUGUUUCAUCUUUGCUUAUAUGGGAAGAGACCUACCAAAAAAUUACAAUGAGGCUAAGUUCAUUGCCUUCAGUAUGAUGAUCUGUUUUGUGUAUUACAUUCUGUAUAUGACAUCAAUGGUCACCCCCAAUCAGGAAAGGUACACCUCAUACAUACAGACUUUCCUAACUGUCACUAGUGCCUUUAGUAUUGCUCUGGGCUAUUUUGUUCCAAAAUGUUACAUCAUUUUGUUUAUGCCGCAGAAUAACACCAUGGUUUAUUUCCAAUCCUGCAUUCAGGAUUACACGAAGAGGCAGAAUGAUGCAAAUUAAAUUGCUUCAGUCCCUCACCUGGUCCUCUAGCUGUUAGUGUUUACAGUGUAGCAGAAAGAAGUGCAACAUGUCAUUCUUCCCUUGGAUUCUAUAGGACCCUUCUUUUUAUGUUCAAUCUUGACUUUGUCAAGCAUCCUGCUAAAAUCCAUGCAUGCUACACAGUAACACUGUUUGUCACCUUUAAAAAAAUCUGAUGUUCUUAGAGAGGACUCCUUUCUUUAAAAUAAUACCCCUUAAAAUUCUACUACUUUAACCAUUUCUUUGGUCAAAUAUCUCCUCUUGGCUCAGUAUCGGUUUUUUUUCCCCUGUCCAAAUGAAACAUGUUGGUAUCUUCUUUUGUUGAAGGUUCUACAGUAGUUCAGAUGCAAAGUACUGCAGAUGCUGGAAAUGAAUGGUAUUUCCUGCCAUAGUAGAGAAUUAGGCCUGAAAUUCAAAUCUGCACUGUGAUAACAAGGAAGUUUGAGACAUGCUGAUAAUAUUGUUACAGCUAUGUGCCACCUUGUUAAGAUUCUCAAUUGUUUCAUUUGCAGUGACUGAUUUCAGUAAUUUAAGUUGUGUUGGAUCUCUGCAAUUCAUGGAAAAUAUGUGUGAAAAAAUAAAACAAGACAUGUUGCAUUUUAUUAUUUAAAGGGGGUGAUUCUUCAUGAAGUGUAGAAUCCCAAAUUCAACACUUGCUUCCCACUGUUGUUGGGAUAACUUCAUUAUUGCAAGAUUAGAGAACACUAAUUCUGCUUCAUUACAGAAAGAUCAGGCAGCGUCUGUGGAAGGGAAAUGGACAGAAAGUGUUUUGAGUGGGACCCUUUUUCAGACUGGACAGUCACAAUUUUCGGGUUCAGCUUUUUCUGUAAACAAUCUAGAUACUGGGAUUUAUGAAGCUUAUGUUAA
Molecule: messenger RNA, 2166 nt
Organism: Leucoraja erinaceus (little skate)
Lineage: Eukaryota; Metazoa; Chordata; Chondrichthyes; Rajiformes; Rajidae
Product: taste receptor type 1 member 2-like
Exons: 3
Coding region: 64-1281 (405 amino acids)
Biological process (GO): G protein-coupled receptor signaling pathway
Cellular component (GO): membrane
Molecular function (GO): G protein-coupled receptor activity
Source: RefSeq, a predicted model, not a curated record